AUGCGCGACGUCGUGCACACGGGCAGCAUGGCCCCGGCCGUGCUGCUGUGCAUCCUGGCUGUUGUCCUGGCCGCGCCAACUGCAGUGGCCCAGCCGCAGCAGCAGCGGCUGAGCCAAUGGGACGUGUGCGGCGGCCUCAACAGCCCCUCCAAGAGCGAUGCCGCUGUGACGGGCUGCCCACCCGGCUUUGCCUGCAUUCGCCAGGAUGAGUUCUAUUGGCAGUGCAAGGACAUAAAAACACUGCAGGGCAACGCCGCUGAGCUGGCAAAGCAGCCUGAAAAGCAGGGGCAACAGCUGGGAGCACCGGGGCUGCCCCAGGAGGCUCAGGGGAAGCAGACCCAGGGAUACGAGUGCGUCCGUCAAGACGGGUGGUUCUACAACUGCAAGUCCAUUGCGUCCCUGCAGCUACCUGCCGAGGCGAGCCCCAGGCCCACUACGCCGCUGGUUGCCAAUGAGACGUCUGCCACUGGAGAGAAGCCCAAAACAGCGGAGCAGCCGCCUGUUCAGGCGAAGCCCGCAGUAGAGGCAAAGCCGCCUGCCGAGGCCAAGCCCAUAGCAGAGCAGAAGCCGCCUGUCGAGGUCAAGCCCACAGCUGAGCAGAAGCCGCCUGCCGAGGCCAAGCCUACAGCAGAGCGGACGCCGCCUGCCGAGGCGAAGCCUGCAGCAGAGCAGAAGCCGCCUACCGACGCAAAGCCCGCAGCAGAGGACAAAGCGCCUGCCGAGGCCAAGCCCGCAGCAGUGGAGAAGCCCGCCGCCAAGGCGCCACAGGAGCCUGAGCCUGCGCCUGCCCCUGCGCCCACGCCUGCGUCUGCUGCAGGGGCGGGGCCUGUCCCUGAGCCCGUCAAGCUGGCGCUGCAGUUUCCGGGCGUGACUACUGACGAGUUCAAGGCCAAGUAUGCGGAGGGUAGCCUCAAGGCCGUGGCAGAGGUGGCCGGCGUCGACCCUGCAGCGGUGAAGUCGACCGUCACCCCAGCGGGCGCCGGCGGCGCAGCCGCUCGCCGCCUGCUGGCAUCUGGCGGCGUUGACGUGGCGUACACCAUCACUGCAGCCGACCGCGACGCUUUGCUCGAGCGCCUCGACACAGCCAGCGCCGACGGUGGCGCUGGGCUGAACAAGGCGCUCGCUGCAGCCGGCGUGCCCCUCAAGCCGGCUGUAUGGAUCAACGGCCAGAACAAGGUCCCGGUGGCUCCGGUGGUGACGCCACGCACCGCCGAAACGCCGGCUGCCACUGUUCCCGCCCCUGAGCAAGCGACAGGGACACCCGCUGUGAGCCAGAGUGUCGUGAUCGGCGCCGUGGUCGGGUCUGUCCUUGGCGCACUGCUGCUGGUAGCACUGGUGCUGGUAUUCUUGCGGCUGCGCCGCCGCAAGGCCGCCGCCGGGCAGGACGCAUCACUCCCCGUCAAGCCCACCAAGCAGGCUACUCCCGACGUUGAGAUGGCCAGUGGCAGCGACAAGGCAGCCCAGAGCGGCCGCCCCACGACCGCAGUCACAGCGGCCGCCGCCGGCCACAGCUCGCAGACGCUGCAAUCGGCCGCAGCUGCGGGCGCUGCCGCUGCUGCGGCGCUGCCGGCGCUGCAGCACUCAAGCAGCGGCCGCGCGCCUUCUGCGAGCUUGGCGCCGGCCGAGGCCUUCCCGCGCUCCUUCAACCCUACGGCCGAGGACACCACCCCCAGCCCCGUCCCUGCCCUCCCACCGGUACGCACCAGCAAGGAGCCCGCUGCCGCGAAGGUUGCCGCCCCCGCGGCCGCCGCCGCCGCAGGCGUGGCUGCAGCUGCGGCCGCAGCCGUGGCUCCCACAGUGGCGCUGCCCGCGGCGCCCGCAGCGGCGCCCGCACCCGCGGAGGCGCCCGUGACGCCCAGCUCCUCCGCCGCGGCCGCGGCCCACGAGGACCUGCCGCCCACCCCCGGCAGCCGCCCCGGCAGCGACGGCACCUUCCGCAGCGGCGACGAGGCGUUUGGGACGCCCCGCAGCACCGCGGGCGGAGCCCCCAGUGAGGUGUCUUUCAAGAGCGCGGGAGCCGGGAGCGGCAGCGAGGCCAGCUUCCGCACGGUCGGGGGCGCCUCCGCCGCCAGCUUUGCCAGCGCGAGGUCUGCCGCCAGCCGCAUGAGCGCCGUGAGCGCGGCCACCUCCUUCAGCAAGCACGAGAACGCCUCAGAAUUCCCCAAGGCGUUUGUGCCCAGGAUACCCGACGAGGGCAGCGCGAGCGGCAGCGACGCCGAGGGUGACGCGCCGCUCGCGGCGCGCGGCAGCGGUGGGGCCGCCGCAGGCCCGUCGGCUGCGGGCGCGCGCGGUACGACCUCCGCGUCUCGGCUGGCGGGCUCACGGCUGUCUGGUUCCGGCAAAGACAGCGCUGGCAAGCGCUCCUUCAAGCCCCUCGGUCGCUGA
This is a messenger RNA of Monoraphidium neglectum, 2385 nucleotides long. RefSeq lists its product as hypothetical. The record is from RefSeq and is a predicted model, not a curated record. The transcript has 5 exons. Lineage: Eukaryota; Viridiplantae; Chlorophyta; Chlorophyceae; Sphaeropleales; Selenastraceae. Bases 1 to 2385 code for a protein of 794 amino acids.